AAUGUGGCGGCGGCGUGCUAUGAAUAUUUUGCGUGCUGGCACCAGGUACAAAAUGCACGACCACCUGGACCACGUUACCGGCCUGGAGAAGCGGGAGCUCCUCGCACACCUUGCUGGUGACUGCGACCCUUUCCGCAUGCUUGCCAUUAAAAAAGGUCCCGGUACUUGGGCGUGCCCGAAUCUCAUUCCUAGUGCGUUCAACAAGCGGAUUGUGGGUUGCGUGUGCCAUCCGGAGACUAACCACAUCGAGUACAUGUGGCUGCACCUAGGAGAGCCCAAGCGAUGCGGCUGCGGGUACUGGUUCGAGUUAUGUCCCGUUGCACCAUUGUAGACGGUACACUCGCAAACAUACGUAUCACUUUGUCCUUUAAUAUUACGUCUUAGAGUGUGCAGUAC
Messenger RNA from Papilio machaon (common yellow swallowtail), 396 nucleotides. Its product is annotated as cytochrome c oxidase subunit 5B, mitochondrial. Bases 2 to 331 code for a protein of 109 amino acids. Gene Ontology annotation, cellular component: mitochondrial envelope. The record is from RefSeq and is a predicted model, not a curated record. Gene Ontology annotation, biological process: mitochondrial electron transport, cytochrome c to oxygen. NCBI's taxonomy places the organism in Eukaryota, Metazoa, Arthropoda, Insecta, Lepidoptera, Papilionidae. The transcript is spliced from 2 exons.